Messenger RNA from Dermatophagoides pteronyssinus (European house dust mite), 564 nucleotides. RefSeq names its product 40S ribosomal protein S9-like. NCBI's taxonomy places the organism in Eukaryota, Metazoa, Arthropoda, Arachnida, Sarcoptiformes, Pyroglyphidae. The record is from RefSeq and is a predicted model, not a curated record.
AUGGGCCGCGACUACCAUGUGUACUCUAAGACCAACCGCAAGCCGAAGAGACCCUACGAGAAAAACAGACUCGAUCACGAGCUGAAACUCAUCGGCGAAUACGGGCUCAAAAACAAGCGCGAGGUCUGGCGCGUGCAGCUGGUGCUCGCGAAGAUCCGCAAGGCCGCGCGCGAACUGCUAACGCUCGAAGAGAGCAACCCGGACCGCAUUUUCCACUCGAACGCGCUGAUCCACCGGCUCAUCAAGCUCGGGCUCCUCGGCGAGAACGAGAAGAAACUCGACUACGUGCUCGGUUUGACCAUCAACAAGCUGCUCGAGCGCCGCCUGCAGACGCGCGUCUUCCGCCAGGCGCAUGCGCGCUCGAUCCACCACGCGCGCGUACUGAUCCGCCAGGGGCACAUCCGCGUCGGCGAGCAGGUCAUCACGAUCCCCUCGUUCAUGGUGCGCAUCGGCUCCGACCAGCACAUCGACUUCGCGCUGAACUCGCCCUACGCCGGCGGCAAGCCCGGCCGCGUGGCGCGCCGCAAAGCGAAGUCUGCGCACGCCGCGGACGAGGAAGAGUAA